This is a messenger RNA of Phialemonium atrogriseum, 4020 nucleotides long. Its product is annotated as putative glucan 1,3-beta-glucosidase. The transcript is spliced from 17 exons. Gene Ontology annotation, molecular function: polygalacturonase activity. The coding region runs from base 1 to 4020 and encodes 1339 amino acids. The record is from RefSeq and is a predicted model, not a curated record. Lineage: Eukaryota; Fungi; Ascomycota; Sordariomycetes; Cephalothecales; Cephalothecaceae.
AUGGCGAGGAGUACGGUCAUACUCGCUACCGUUCUUUCACUCCUUACUUUGUCAUUGCUCAUUCAUUCUGUCGACAGGCAUGGCUCUUCUCAGGAUCACCGUGUCGUCUUUCCGUUUCACCGCCGUAACUCAACCGUAACCCCUUCUACUGGUACAAACGUUACCUUGGAGGAUGCGAAGGACAUCGUCGCCAAGUUCCAUGAGGCCAUGGCGAUCGCCAACGCCGCCAUCCGGAAAAUCCACGAACGAACAUAUAUUCCGUACGCUUCGGCUGACGAAUACGAUGCCAUCGCAGUGAGGAUGAAGGAGAAAUAUGCCCCGAAGAACAACGACACAAAUGCCAUUCCCCAGGUUCUGCAGCAGCCUUCCGGACUCCUAGAAUACGUGGCCAAUGUUUCUGAAGCGGACCCCGCCAUUGCUAGCUCCGGGGCAAGGUUGGAGAAGCGUGCUGCAUCGGAUUUCUGGAUGGAGAAUAUUGUCCAACUGGGAUCCAGUCCACUUGCCCCGCCGGGUUACAAGGUAUGGAGAAACGUGAAGGAUUAUGGUGACGGCGUCAACGAUGAUACGGCCGCCAUCCAGCUUGCCAUCUCGGACGGUCGCAGGUGCAGCGCCAACUGCGGUGGUAGCACCAUCUACCCGGCAACGGUGUACUUCCCUCCCGGAACGUACGUGAUCAGCUCAUCCCUCAUUAUACGCGUUGCGGCGUCCAGCUUCUCUGGGGGAGGUAUCAUCGAGUCCAACAUCUACACUGGCGCCCAAACUGAGUGGUACUUGAACACCAACAACUUCUUGAGAAGUGUCCGCAACUUCGUCAUCGAUGUUCGUGCUGGGAGUCAGACGGCACAAAUCUGUGGCAUACACUGGGUGCUAAAAGUGCGCAGACAAGUCGCUCAAGGCACGUCGCUGAAGAACAUCCAUUUCUACAUGACGGAUCCUGCUGUGAACCCAGACACAACCCAACAGGGUAUAUAUAUGGAGAACGGCAGUGGCAGCUUCUUGUCCGACUUGUACUUUGUCGGCGGUAAAUUCGGAGCCUACAUGGGCAACCAGCAGUACACUUCCAGCGGAAUGUAUUUCAGCAAAUGCGCAAAUGCACUCCAGCUUCAUUGGGACUGGGGAUGGACGAUUCAGAAUAUCGCCAUUGAUCAGGCUGACGCGGGCGUGACUAUCGUUGGAGGAGCCGGAGGACCUUUCAGCACUGGCCAGGGGGUAGGGUCGCUCAUCUUGACGGACAUGCUCGUGACCAACUCAAACCUCGGCAUCAAGACUUCCCUGUUUGCUGAUAACUCGACGGCAUUCCUGCUCAUGAACUCCAAGUUCACCAACGUAGGCACCAUCGUCAGGGAUGACGAAAGGGUCCGAGUUAGCGACGUCAGGGGCGACACGACCUUUGUCAACGCGCAAAAUGUCCCGACCAUGACCCGGCCAACGCCGCUAAUCCAAUCCGAACCUUCUGGCACGUCGCAGAACUUCUUCUUCACCAGGAGGCGCCCUUCUUAUGCGGACCUUGGCCAGAACCAAAUCUUCGACGUCAAGGCCCUCGGCGCCAAGGGCGACGGGUCGAGUGAUGACACUGCCAUCUUGAAUCACGUUCUUGACGUUGCUGCUAAUAUCUCUGCCGUGGAGUACUUCCCCUUCGGCGUCUACAUGGUCUCGGAUACCAUCCAGGUUCCUGUCGGCUCACGCAUCAUCGGGCAUGUCUGGCCCCAGAUCAUGGCAUACGGCCCCAAUUUCUCCAGCUCUGUCGAAAUCCAGAACAUGAUGUUCACCGUCAAGGGCGGCACGGCUGGAGCGGUUUUGGUCGAGUGGAAUGUCCACGAGUCUACCCAGGGCUCAGCUGAACUGUGGGACUCCCAUUUCCGUGUUGGUGACGCCCAGGGUUACAACCUGGACACAACCACCUGCCCGAAGCAGAGCGGGUUUGUUAAAGAGGAGUGUAUAGCCGCCUCACUCCUGAUGCACAUCACCUCCAAGGCGUCCGCCUACAUGGAGAAUGUGUGGGCGUGGACGGCAGACCAUUACAUCGACAACGUCGACCAGACGCAGAUUGACGUGUAUUCCGCCCAUGGGCUCCUUAUCGAAAGCCAAGGGCCGACGUGGCUCUGGGGCACUUCAGUUGAGCACUCGGUCCUAUACCAGUACCAGAUCUCGUCAGCAAAGAGCGUCUUGCUCGGACUCAUCCAGACCGAAUCCCCGUACUUCCAACCUGUUCCAAAAGUCCCGGCUCCUUUCUCACCUGGAGCCUUCAUCGACGAUCCUGACUUCUCCGACUGCGGGUCGUCCACUUCCUGCGCUGUAUCUUGGGGGGUGAGAAUCGUAGAUUUCGAAUCGUACGACCAGACUUGUGUCAACUCAGGGGCGAACAACUGCCAGACAAGGAUUUUCCAGACGGAGCAAAGCAGUGACAUCUGGGUAUACAACCUGGUCACUGUCGGGACGGUGGAAAUGAUCAGUCCGGUCAACUCCGACGCGACGAUUGCUGUGCAAAACCGAAAUGGCUUUGCAUCGUCCAUCCUUGCCUGGAUUGGAGGGUCCACAGAGCAGACCGCCAUCUUGUGCGACGAUUACACCCCUUCCUGGACCCAGGCUUCGUAUCAUGGGGACCUCAAUAAUGUCACGUUGACCGAUUCAAUCUGCGAACCGGGCUUUGCAAGUUCACUCACGGCCUGGCUUGCCGGAGUCAACACCUACUGCUCCCGCUACAGGUUCGACGAUGGAUCGCCACCAGCGAUGCUCGGCAAGUACAUAUCAUACGGCGUGGGUGAGACACGCCAGAAGGAUCCUUCCAGUGGACAAUACUGUAAUGACAUCAUCUCCUCAUUCGAUCCUACCCAAGGCGCUGACAACAUCUCCACCCUGCAGCUCUGCUCCACGUGCUACCUGGGCCGGCUGAAGAUGAUGCAGGCCUCAAGAUACUCGGCAUAUGCGGCAAUGACCUUCUUCCAAGACGCAUUGACGAGGGUCGUUCAAGUGUGCUCGACGCAAGCACCGACCGCGACGCAAGCUCCGCUCUUCUCUCCCACCCAGACUCCUCCCCCUUUCUGUGUGUCAAACAAUCUCUACACGAGCGUGUCCUCGGUGGAUCUCUUCAACGCGAAUCCCGAUAUCCAGAACUGCAGCACCCUCCCUGUUGGCUCGAGCCUCUGCCUACCGCUGACGUGCACGACCUACCAGCUCCGGAGCGACGACGACUGCGGGACGGCAUCCUGGCACGCCGGGAUCCCGGACAUCAAGCUCUACAACCCGUGGAUCAACGUGUGGUGCGACAACCUGCACUCCGAAGCCGUCGUCGGGAGCGUGCUGUGCGCCUCCGCGCUCGGAGGCACGUACAACCAGCCGGCGCCGCCGGACAGCACGUCGUCGUUCCCGCAGUCGAGCACAGGCUACGGCACGGACCUAACGGCGCCGCCGGCGGGUCACCCCGUCGCCGCGGGCACCACCACGCUGUGCGGCAAUUGGUACACGGUGGUGGCCGGCGACACGUGCGACAGGAUGCUCCUCGCCAACGGCAUCAACAUGGAGCUCUUCGUGGCGGCGAACCCCUCGGUGCACGACGCGACGUGCUCCACAGACAUCGUCGCCGGCACGAGCUACUGCGUCGCCCCCCUGCGCAUGUGGGACGUGCAAUAUCUCGCCCUGGGAUGCUACACUAAUGCCGAUGGCCCGGUCUUGGGUGAUGACGUGUCCCAGACCUCGACAUUGCUGACGGUCCUGAAGUGCGGCGAGUUCUGCCUCCUGGACCAGGGCUAUCCGGUCUUCGGCAUCCAGAACGGCGACACCUGCCUCUGCGACACCUCACUGAACAACGGCUCCGUCUCAGCAACGACGGCAUGCAACGUGCCCUGCUCCGGCGACUCCGGCUCCACCUGCGGCGGCGGCGGCGGCGGCGGCGGCGGCGGCGCCGUAACCGUCUUCAGCACCAGCCCCGAGCUAGCCAUCAAGAUGCCUAUUUCCGGGGGAUCGGACGGAGGCGGCGGGACCAACGGCACCACGCCACCCGACGCCGCCAACCGGUACUAG